Messenger RNA from Vespula vulgaris, 1180 nucleotides. RefSeq names its product STING ER exit protein. Bases 468 to 1121 code for a protein of 217 amino acids. Lineage: Eukaryota; Metazoa; Arthropoda; Insecta; Hymenoptera; Vespidae. The record is from RefSeq and is a predicted model, not a curated record. The transcript is spliced from 4 exons.
CAAUAAAAACAAAUUAUAAAUAAUCUGAACAAAAAUUUUGUAUUUAUCAAUUUCAUUCUAUGUGUUGCCAAUUAACAAAAAAUAAAUUGCAAUGACAAUUUUAAAAAGAACUAAAAUUAGUAGAAGGUUCGUCAUUGGUUUGUUUGUUCGCAUUAUAAAGUUGAUACGACAUCAAUUGCAUAUUCUUUAUCUUAUCCCAUAUAAUUUCUAGCUCUAAAAAUAUCUCAUAAUUGUUAUACUCUUUAGUAUAACAAUUGAUAGCAAUAUAAUUCGAAUAUGGUAGUAUAAAUUCAAUAUAACAGUAUAAUAGUAUAACCUCGAAAUAACUGUGAUUUCUUCUUCAAUAAAAAAUUUUCGUAUAUAGUAAUAUAUACAGUAUAAAAAUAAAUAUCGUUAUUUAUAUUGCUGUAAAGUUUUAAAGGUUAUCUGAAAUUAUAUUUUUGAUAAAAGACCUAAUGUGAGACAAAAUGCCAAAGGUAGUUUCAAGAAGUAUUAUAUGUUCUGAUACCAAAGAUCAAGAAGAAUAUGGUGAAGAAAAACCAUUACAUAUUUAUUAUUGUUUAUGUGGUCAAAUGACAUUGAUUUUAGAUUGUGCUAUUGAAAAAUUACCACUAAGAAAAAGAGAUGGAGCACGGGUCAUUGAUGGUAGCAAGCAUGCUCAUAAAAUGACUUGCGAACAAGAUGAAAUUGUUUAUUUGAAACGUCCAGAAGGAAUAGAAAAACAAUAUCGACAAAAAUGUAAAAAAUGUGGUCUUUUUCUAUAUUAUAAACAUGGCCUUAGCGUGAAUAUUGUAUUUAUUGUAAAAGGUGCUGUGAUAAAAAGUUCUGGUGAAGGUCCAAUGACUGAUAUAUAUAAUCAAGUAGCAAUUGAAAAACCUAAAAAAAUAAUGGUAACGAAACAUACCAAGAAUAUGGGCAAAUUUAGUUCAGUAACUGUAUCUACGAUAGAUGAAGAAGAAGAUGAAAUCGAAGCUAGAGAAGUUGCUGAUUCAUAUGCAAAUAAUGCACGAAUCAUAGAAAAGCAACUUGAAAGAAAAGGAAUGAAUAAAAGAAAAGCUAUGCCACCAACUGAAACAAAUAUUAAACGGACAAGACCAAGAGGAACAUUAUUAGAUGUAUAGUUUGUUAACUACUAUGUAUUCUGAAGUAUCAUAAAGUAUAAUGAAGUUUUGUAUUCUAA